UUUUUGUCUCUCUCUCUCUCUCUCCCUCUCCCUCUCUCUCUCUCUCUAUCAUCUUUCAUAGAAUAUAUUCUUCUUCCACUGCUUUAUUAUGUUGUUUGAAAUUUAUGCAGGUAAAGGCUUCCUCUACCACGAAGCAAUCACUAUUCCAUUGAUGGGUUGGUUUAGAAAAGUUUGUAAAGGUUCAAGGCAUAAAUUUUCAGAAGGGGAAUAUAAUCGAAGACAUGGUUCAAACACACAGGAUAAUUAUCAUUCCACUUCACAGCUUGAACUGGUUGAGGCGGCAUUGGAAAACGAUGAACAACUUGCCAGAGCUCUUCAAGAGAGCUUGAAUUUUGAGCCUGAAUAUGAUAAUACAGUCAGCAAUAGCAGGGCCUCUUCCUCUUCAUCAAGCUUAAAUGAUUGUAACGCAGAGAUUGAUCAUAAAAGCUCAUUAAGUUAUACGAGAGAACUUUGGCAUGCCAGUCGUUUUAGAUGCCAUGAGUGCAACCAACUCAUAUAUGAUUCAGAGUUUUCCAUGUCAGGGAGCUUUCCAUAUCAUAAAGCCUGCUAUCAAGAGCAUUUUUACCCCAAAUGUGAAGUUUGCAAGAAAUUUCUUCCAGGAUCUUUUUAUUGGUUACAUCCUUAUUGGAAGCAAAAAUCCUGUCGUAGCCAUUGGAGUGAUGGAACACCCCGUUGCUCUAGCUGUAAUAGAUUAACUGAGUCAGCGGAGGCAAAAUACGUUGCCUUUGAUGAUGGUAGGAAGCUUUGCUUGAAAUGCAUGGAAUCUGUAAUAAUGGAUAAAAAUGAGUUCCAACCUGUUUAUCUUGAGGUACAAGAAUUCUAUGAAGGGUUAGACAUGAAGAUAGAACAGGAGUUUCCGAUGAUCUUGGUCGACCUCAAAGCAAUGAAUGAAGCCAUGUACGGAGAGAAACUUGACCAUGGCAAGGAGUACGAAAUUAUUCGAGGACUUUGUCUUUCUGAAGAAAAAAGGGUAAACCAGAUACAGAGACGACCAAAAAUAGGAGCUGGAAAUCAAGUCACAGAUGUCACAACAGAGCCUUAUAAAUUAACUAGCAAAUUUGAUGUGACUGCAAUUCUCAUCUUAUAUGGUCUUCCUAGGUUGCUGACGGGAUCUAUUGUAGCUCACGAGAUGAUGCAUGCAUGGCUGCGACUUAACGGUUAUGGGACUCUCGCUGAAGAUGUAGCUGAAGGUAUCUGUCAGGUGCUUGCACAUAUGUGGCUGGAAUACCAAAUUAUUUUCAUGUCUGAUUCAUCAGAAAACCCUGCUUAUGAGAAGAAACUUGGGGAAUUUUAUAAAUACCAGAUUGAAACACAUUCAUCGCCAUCUUACGGAGAUGGGUUUAGAGCAGGAAAAAAGGCAGUCGUCAAGCAUGGCCUACAAAAAACCCUAGAACACAUUUGGAAGACUGGAAAUUUUCCUAGUUGAAAACUUGAAAUUGGACAGUGGGUUUAAUUUUACUUUCUAGAAGUAUAUGAA
Messenger RNA from Olea europaea var. sylvestris, 1477 nucleotides. RefSeq names its product protein DA1-related 1-like. Gene Ontology annotation, molecular function: ubiquitin binding. Bases 89 to 1426 code for a protein of 445 amino acids. NCBI's taxonomy places the organism in Eukaryota, Viridiplantae, Streptophyta, Magnoliopsida, Lamiales, Oleaceae. The transcript is spliced from 10 exons. The record is from RefSeq and is a predicted model, not a curated record.